UGGGGGAGUAUCCAAUUCACCGCAUAGCGGCGCGUUCCGGGGCACAUCUCAGCGGUAACAUCUGAUUCCAACACGACUCUGAAAAGCUGCGUUUGAUUUAAACCUCAUAGCGGACAGGAGACGUGUCGACGGGGAAGGUAGCAUUCGCAUGACAGUCAGAACGCUGAAAGACAACUCGAAUAUGAAGAAUUCUGUCUGGAGCGCUUGUUAACGGCACAUAACUGAGCAUGUGCAAGUGCUGAGGCUCUUUGCUGAGUUGACCCCACCCCCUCCCCCGUCCUGAACGAGGAGCGACCGGAGCUGCUGCCUCGUCAGGUUUACCCCCCCUGUCCUGUCUGCCUGUCCCGACUCCCGUAAGGCUGGUCCCCCAACCCACCAUGUCUACAGAAGUGGAAAGCAGUGUACCUGUCGUCCCGGCCGACCACUCCAGCCCUCCUGCCCCCCCCACAUCCUCCACAACCAGCCUCCCCACCACCCCUUCCACAGCACCAGCCAAGACCCCCUUCAAGAAAGAGAAGAAGAAAGCUCCAGAGAAGACUGAUGAGUACCUGUUGUCCCGGUUCCAGGGUGACGGUGUGAGGUACAGGGCCAAGCUGAUUGGCAUUGAUGAUGUCCCAGAGGCCCGAGGGGACAAGAUGAGCCAGGAUUCCAUGAUGAAACUCAAGGGCAUGGCAAUAGCCUUUCGGUCCCAGGGCAAACACAAGCAGAGGAUCUGGGUCAACAUAUCCAUGUCGGGCAUCAAGAUCAUCAAUGAGAAAACAGGGGUAAUAGAACACGAGCACAUAGUGAAUACGAUCUCGUUCAUCGCCAGAGACGUAACAGAUAACAGGGCCUUUGGCUACGUGUGUGGGGCCGAGGGACAGCACCAGUUCUUCGCCAUAAAGACUGGCCAGCAGGCAGAGCCCCUGGUCAUUGACUUGAAGGAUCUGUUCCAGGUCAUCUUCAACAUGAAGAAGAAAGAGUCUGAGUCCUCACAGAAGGGUCAGUGCAAUAACACAACAGUUGAGAAUGGCAGCGAUUCCUUGCUCAGUAUCGAUGGCCAGGUGGGCACUGCCAAAGAGGUGCAACAGCUGGAUCUGUUUGGAGACAUGUCCACCCCUCCAGACAUGCAUUCUCCUACAGAGACUAAUGAAAUGCUAUUGCUGGAUCUGUCCACUGAGGUUGACAGCAAUCAGAACUGUAUAAAAGGAAAUCCCUUCACUUCCUAUGCCUCUAACCCUUGGGGCACCCCCCAAACAGAGAACCCCUUCUCCUCCACAUUUGGCUUCUUUCCAACCCCAGACACUGACCCUUUCAGUGACGACCCCCUUGCCCAAUCGGCACCCCCCAAUUCUCUGAUCUCAGCACCCUCCACCAAUCACAGCCAAGAGAGCUCUGUUGACAUCUUGGGCAGGCCAAUCAUGAACGGCAGUAGUCUUAAUGGAGACUCUGACUACUUCAGUCAGCAGUUGAAUGGGUUGUCCAAUAAGAACAUGAUCCUGGCUCUCAGUAAUGGCCUGUGGCCACUAGGGGGUGUGAUGUCCGAGUGCAGGGUCCCUGUUCCUCUCCAGAACGGUUUGGGACCUGUGUCCUCACCACAGAACCCCUUUCUCGACAUAUCUGGGAAAAGCCCGCCCCUCUGUAACGGUGUGAUGUUCGAUCCCCCCGCACCCAUGGGUCAUAGCAAGGACGGUUCGGUAGUGAUAAGCCUCCCUCCAACGAACACUAAGGCUGGACGAGGUCGGAGGAGUGCCAAGUCUCCUCCUACUGAUGACCUAUUUGGGGCUGACGUGUUUGCUGCCUCCAGUCAGCCUGACAGCUCGUCUGCCUCCGAUGACCUCUUCAGUCCCACCACCUCCUCCAUAGCAGCUCUGGGAGCGUUGCAGUUGGGUCCCCCUUCAGUCACCAUCCCUCGGACCGCCCUGUCACCAUGGGGAGCCCCAGCCUCUUCCAUGUUCACCAUGCCAGGAGGGGUCACACUCCCCAACCCCCAGCCCACCUUCCCCCAGCCAUCUGCCUUCGGUGCCCUGCCCAUACCCCCUGCCCCCUGGGGCCAGCAGGCGCCAUCCCCGUAUGGGGCCCCGCCGGUCACCCAGGCUUGGGGACAGCCUGCCCCUGCAGGGCCCAUGGGUGCACCAGGUUGGGGCCAGCCUCCCAUGGCUAACCCCUUCCAGCCCGGGCCUUACGUCAUGAUGGGAGGCCCUCCGCAGGGUAUGCCGCAGGGUCCACCGCGGCCCCCACCCCGGCCGCCAGUAAAGGAGACCCCAGCUAAGGUGGAACCCAGUGCCUUCAUGGCUCUGGACCCCCUGGGAGGGGAGAAGGAGAAGAAGAGUGGGAAGGACAUGUUCAAGGACUUCCAGAUCGCCAAGCCUCCAGCCAUCCCGGCCAGGAAAGGAGAGCAGGCACCCGGUUCCGCCGCACCAAGCACCAAUGGAGAUGGGGCGUUUGCACAGUACUUCUCCAGCAAAGUGGGCGUGCCCCAGGAGGUUGCGGAUCACGACGACUUUGAAAUUCAGAGUCGGAUUUCAGCGGUUGGCAAUGACCCACCCAAACCAGCCCCACGGCACUCUGCACCCAUCAUGUCUCCUGCAGCGGCCCCCGGGCCAGGGCUCCUGGAUGCAUUUGCCCCUACUCCAGCCACAGGCCUUGCUCCAGCAGCAGCAGCAGGUCUCAACCAGAACCUAUUUGAUGACGCAUUUGGCGCUGCAACUCCUAAUGCCUUUGGAGCACCACUUCUAGCUACGACCACUGGUGGCUCGGAUCCCUUCGGAGACCCCUUUGGAAACCCCUUUGCCUGAGUGACACUCAGGUUUGCAGUGGUCCAGAGAAUAAGCAGCGAUGCUCAACGACCAAAUAAUGUCUUCAGAACCAGCUGCUAUAACUACAAGCGCCAGACAAUCUACAUGAUUACAACUUCUAACCCCUUGCCCACACUGACUAACUCCUCAACUGCCUUUCUUGAUGUCCGUUACAUAGCCCCUCUUUUUCCCCCAAAACACCUUAACUUUAAUGUCUUGCCCAAUCAGUAGUAGUUUUGUUUCGGUUCCCAUCUCGCAUAGCUUUUCAGUACCACUGAAUUAAAUGUAAAAAAAUGAAUUGUAAUAAAGUGAUUAUUAGAAAAAGGGAUAUAAAAAAGAAGGAAUGAAUGUGGGAGGGAUUGUUGGAAGGGAAGGCCCUGGAAAUGCUCUAUAUUAAACACAGAAAAAUGAA
Coregonus clupeaformis (lake whitefish) is the source of this 3189-nucleotide messenger RNA. RefSeq names its product disabled homolog 2-like. The transcript is spliced from 15 exons. NCBI's taxonomy places the organism in Eukaryota, Metazoa, Chordata, Actinopteri, Salmoniformes, Salmonidae. Gene Ontology annotation, biological process: negative regulation of canonical Wnt signaling pathway; positive regulation of endocytosis; receptor-mediated endocytosis. The coding region runs from base 378 to 2777 and encodes 799 amino acids. The record is from RefSeq and is a predicted model, not a curated record. Gene Ontology annotation, cellular component: plasma membrane.